UUGGCCAAAAAUUUUGUAAUAUCAUUAAAAUGCUUUAUAAUAAUAUUUAUAGUUCGGUUUCUUUAAAUCCAGGUGUUACUCCCCAAUUUAAAGUUAAUAGAGGUAUUCGUCAGGGUUGCCCCAUUUCCCCUAAACUGUUUAUAUUAGCCACUCAAUUACUGACACUUCUUAUGGAGCAUAGACAAGAUAUUCAAGGAAUUCGAAUUUUCGAUAAAGAAUUCAAAAUCAGUCAAUUUGCGGAUGAUACUGCAUUAUUUCUGAAAAAUAGUACAAUGAUUGGUAAAGCUCUUCAUACAAUCCAGUUCUUCUCCAAGGCAUCAGGCUUAACACUAAAUAUUAAGAAAUAUGAAAUUCUCCCCAUUAAUUCUUGCCAAUACCAAGUUAUAGAAUCUAUUAGAGUUGUUAAUGAAGUAAAGUAUUUGGGCGUGUUGAUAUCUAAAGAUUUAUCAAAGAGAGAAGAAAUCAAUAUUACUAAGAAAUUAACAGAUAUGAAAAGAAAUU
Molecule: messenger RNA, 501 nt
Organism: Oryzias melastigma (Indian medaka)
Lineage: Eukaryota; Metazoa; Chordata; Actinopteri; Beloniformes; Adrianichthyidae
Source: RefSeq, a predicted model, not a curated record